This is a messenger RNA of Xenopus laevis (African clawed frog), 3609 nucleotides long. RefSeq names its product beta-1,3-galactosyltransferase 5-like L homeolog (gene b3galt5l.L). The record is from RefSeq and is a predicted model, not a curated record. Gene Ontology annotation, biological process: glycoprotein biosynthetic process; protein O-linked glycosylation. Gene Ontology annotation, molecular function: N-acetyl-beta-D-glucosaminide beta-(1,3)-galactosyltransferase activity; glycosyltransferase activity; hexosyltransferase activity. Gene Ontology annotation, cellular component: Golgi membrane; endoplasmic reticulum; membrane. The transcript has 3 exons. NCBI's taxonomy places the organism in Eukaryota, Metazoa, Chordata, Amphibia, Anura, Pipidae. Bases 196 to 1191 code for a protein of 331 amino acids.
CAGUGGCUUCGAACAGAAACGAAACCUAAAUAAUAUCUUUUUUGUUUUUCUUCAAGAUUUCCAAGACAACGACGAGUGCAAAUAUGGCACCACGUAUAAGUCCGCUGCACCUCGGCACAGUCAAUUAUAUCUGAAACGGCAUCCGACAGAGAUUUACAGGUGACAUCCAGGUUGUAUGUCUGUAGAGGCAGCAUUAUGUGCUAUAAGAUGGCGAGGAAGAAGCUGUUUUUUGCUAUAACGGUGAUGUUUUCUGUUUUUGGGGUUUGGGCAUUGGUCAUGGAGCUGAAUAUCCUGAAUUACUGUCGUAUUUGCCCCAAGACAAACACUUAUUAUUUCAUCGACUUUGAGGAUGUAAAUAAAACAUUUACUCUGCUGCCAAAGGUGAACUGCAAAAAGACCCGUCCGUAUUUGGUACUUCUAAUAACCUGCACCCAUGAUGAAAAGGAAGCCAGAAUGGCAAUACGUGAAACAUGGGGGAGGAGAAGACGCAUAGCUGGCAAGCUUGUUUCUUCCUACUUUCUUUUGGGGAUAAGCACAUACCAGGACCUAAAAUCAGAAGCAGAACUUGUUAAUGAAAGCAGCACUUACAAUGACAUUAUUCAGAGACCUUUCAUAGACGCCUAUUACAACUUGACCUUGAAAACCAUCAUGGGGAUUGAUUGGAUUUCCGAGCACUGUCCUGAGACCAAAUUUGUCAUGAAGACCGACUCGGACAUGUUUAUUAACACAUUCUACCUGGUCCAGCUGCUGGAGAAGAAAAAUCAGUCGUCUAACUUCUUUACUGGCUUUCUCAAACUGAAUGAGUACCCCAUACGCAAUAUCUUUAGCAAGUGGUACGCCAGUGAAAGAGAAUACCCAGGAGUCAAGUACCCGCCAUUUUGUUCAGGGACUGGAUAUGUCUUUUCUAUAGACGUCGCCCAAAAGAUUUACAACAUCUCCAUGACAGUGCCGUUUUUCAAACUGGAGGAUGUCUAUUUAGGGUUAUGUCUUGCCAUAUUGGACAUUCAUUUAAAGGAACUUCAUACGGAGCAAACAUUUUUCCCGGAGAAACAGACAUUCUCCGCUUGCAGAUACAGUAAACUUGUCACAUCCCAUGGAGUCAAACCAAAUGAGAACAUUGUAUACUGGAAUUUACUUCAACGGUCAAGAGCUGAAAAAUGCAAACUAGAACUUAACCACAUGACUAGCUAGUAUACUAAUAACAUGGCUGUGCCUUGGAAGAGUAUCCUAUAGAGGCUGUGCUCACCAUGGCAUCACUGUUGAUGUCCUCAGAAAAGUCUUCUUGGAUUUGGUUGUUGCAAUCCAAACAGCAGGACAUUUUUGCUAUGUUUACCUACGCUUAACCCACGUGGGGUUGAAAGAGAUGGAUCAGUACCAUCAGUAGAUUACAUACACAAUGCAACCAAAUUAUUUGUUUAGUUUUACACUUCUUAAAUUCCUUUUUUCAGUAUUCCAAAUGUUGGAAUGGGCUUACAACUUGCAAUAAUUACAGUAAACCAAGGGUAUUUCUGAAAUGGACCAAGGAAUAGGAGGAAUUGUCUCAAGUCCCAAGUCAGUGUCUAAUGGUCUUCAGAAGUUCUCAAGAACUCAUAAUUAAAUGAAAUCAUAAUUAUACUAGUAAUAUGGAAUUUUUAUACUUUUUAUUUUUUUUACUAAAUUAAUUUAUUCUCAUAAGUGGAUAGAUAAGUAAAGUCCUCGGAUAUGGCUUAGACGGUGUUAGACCUAAAGGAAUUUAUGAAAAUACAUUUUGUAUAGUUUGGUAUUGCAGUGGGUUUACCGGUAAAUAAAUAAAACCAAAUACAUGGCUUGUGAAGCACAAAAACAUCCACUUUGGCAUGGGCAAGUCUAGACCCAAAGCUGCCCAAGGGAACCCAGAGGGGCCCACAUCCAAGAUAUCUGAAACAUGUUCAAUGGUUUGUUAUUUGCAGUGUCAGAUUAAUAUAAUAUAAUUAUGUUCUAAUUGGUGUCACCGAGACCUGGUGGGACGAAACAUAUGACUAGGCUGUGAUUUUAAAAGUUUACACCCUUUUUAGGAGCGACAGAGGGAUUAAAAAGGGUAGAGAAGUGUGUUUGGUCAUUGGUGUAUGUUAUAAACCACCUCGUAUAAGUGUUGAGUAUGAAGCCCAGCUACUCUUACAGAUACCGCUGGUUCAAGUUGUUACUAUGGGUGACUUCAAUUAUCCAGAGAUUGGCUGGCUAUUUCAGUUCGUUCAAAAACCUACUAGGAAUAACUCUCUUUUGGACCUUGUUAUAACUAAUAAUACUGAAUUCAUUGAUAGCAUUUGUGUGGGUGAGCAUUUAGGGAAUAGUGAUCAGAACAUGCCAUACCUUGAAAUUAUGUUGCAGAAACAACACAAUAAGGGAGAAACUAAAACACUAAACUUUAGAUGUGCAAACUUUGCCAGUAUAAGGGCAUCUCUGCAAAACAUAUCAACUGGUGGAAGGCUUUUCACAGGGUUAAACAUAGAAGGAAAAUAGAAUGUCUUUAAAAUGUUGCUUGAUAAUUAUACAUGUUAGUAUAUUCCACUUUACUUAAUUUUUCAGGAUUCAUUAAGGUCUGGCAUGUUGCCAAGAGAUUGGUUAAUUGCUAACGUAGUGUCGCUAUUCAAAAAGGGAUCCCGUUCUCAGCCUCAAAAUGAUAGGCCAGUUAGUCUGACAUCAGUGGUAGGAAAGCUUUUGGAAUGGCUAUUAAGGGAUAAAAUACUUGACUGAGUUUGUGCCAGCAUGGUUUUAUGCAUAACAGAACUUGCCAAUUUCAUUUACUUAUUUAAUUGCCUUUUAUGAGAAGGUGAGCAGGAACCUUGAGUCUGAAACGGCAGUGGAUGUGAUCUACGUAGACUUUGCUAAAGCAUUUGAUACAGUACCACACAGAAGGUUACUGGUUAAAUUAACGAAUAUUGGCCUGGAACAUACUUUUACAUGGAUAGAGAACUGGCUGAAGGAUAGAUUACAAAAGGUGGUGGUAAGUGGAGGAUUUUCUAAUUGGAAUUUUCUAAAACUGUUGUUAGUGGAGUACCGCAGGGAUCUGUCCUUGGUCCUUUGCUUUUCAACUUGUUUAUUAAGGAACUGGACAUUGAAAACACACAUGAUACUAAAUUUUGCAGAACUAUUUGCACAAUACUGCCACUUUGCAGAGUGAUUUGACUACAUUGGAAAUUGGGAAACAAAUUGGAAAAUGAGGUCCAAUGAUAAUUAUUCUGCAUUUGCAUGCAAUCUCAUUUUUGUGGUAUGAUAGGUUUUUGAAACCACAACUAUACUCACAACUCUAUAACUAAUAAUGUCAUGAGAUUUAUAAAAAAUCCAAAUAAAAAAAGUACAAACAGGAAAUUAUGCUGAGCUCUCGUCUAAAAAAAUCUGAAUACCUCAAAAACCUCUAAAAAUGUGAGUUUUUCGGCCAAUUCCUAGGCAAAAAAAUACGGAAAGCUCCAAAAUUGGUCUAGAGCGAUCCAAAAAGAUCAGCGCAGCUCCCAGUGACUUCUAUAAGGACCUCGACAACUUUUACCUGGAGAAGUUUAGUCUUAGUGGUUUUCCUGGUUUUAACACUUAAUAAAUCUUGAAUUUUUAGAACUUUUCAAAAUGAUGAGAAAACCACAAUUUUUUAGAGAGAUU